Messenger RNA from Pangasianodon hypophthalmus (striped catfish), 2264 nucleotides. It is a transcript of the gene nol11, whose product is annotated as nucleolar protein 11. Gene Ontology annotation, cellular component: nucleus; nucleolus. Gene Ontology annotation, molecular function: protein binding; RNA binding. The transcript is spliced from 18 exons. Gene Ontology annotation, biological process: maturation of SSU-rRNA. The record is from RefSeq and is a predicted model, not a curated record. The coding region runs from base 30 to 2216 and encodes 728 amino acids. NCBI's taxonomy places the organism in Eukaryota, Metazoa, Chordata, Actinopteri, Siluriformes, Pangasiidae.
GCGAUGUUUUCUAAGUGAGGGGCAGAAACAUGGCGGCGCUGUAUGAAUCGUACACGCUGUGUGGGCUCGUGCCAGCGCAGAACUCCGCAGACUCGGGGAUUCAGGGGAUCGAGCCGGACGGAGAUGAGGACCGUGUGAUCGUUACCGACUGCGCGCGAUCUGUCACCGUGUACAAGGUUUCUGAUCAGAAGCCACUGGGCAGCUGGGCAGUGAAGCAGGGCCAGCGUGUGUCCUGUCCUGCUGUCUAUAACACACAGACGAACGAAUAUGUGGUCGUUACAGAUGAAAAGAUCAUCAGAGUUUGGAAAGAUGAAGAAGUCAGUCUCGACAAAGCCUUUAAAGCAACAGUGUCUGCUGAGAUAUACAGAGUGCACUCAGCCCCAGAGCAGGAGCCGGUCGUGCUGUUUCAGCGCGGUGCUGUUCGACUCCUCGACUCGCUCCUCACUGCUCCUCAGCAGCCCAUAGAGGAGGCGCUGUCACAGGAGGAGGUCAUCAGGUGGAGUACAGUGGUGCGGGCGGAGCAGCGGCUCAUCCUUCUUUUCAGCACAGAACAGAAAGGAGAACACUUCCUGUAUGUCCAGAGGUUCAGUCCUAACACACUAUCAAAGCACAGGUUGGAGACGGAGCCCGGUGUGUCGACCCCCCUCAGCUGCACUGCCACCUUCAGAGACGGAAACAUACACCUGCUGUACCUGUUACGGAGUGGUGGUGUGUAUGAGAGCAUUCUGGCAGCUCGACCUGCAGUUUCUGCACCAGCUGAAGAAAUUCAGGCUCUGCCACGCUCUCUGCUCUUACAGCUGCCCGCUGGAGACGGAGAGCUGAGCUGUGCCUCGCUCCUGCCUCUCGACCAGGCUCACAUAGCUGUUGUGGGAGUACCACAUCCCUCAGCCGGAACUGGGAAAGAUUUCCUGUGUCUGUGGAACACACACUUUCAGACUCUGCAGGCUGCCAGAGAGCUUCCAGGAAGGAUAUAUGGCCAGAUGUGGUGCUACUCCAGCAAGCUGUUUGUGUGUCAUGGGAAAGCGCUCUCUGUGAUUCCCUUUGAGUGUCAGAAGUCAUCUCUGGCCACCGCCAUGGGGAAGCUGAAACAGACCAACACCAGCGAGAGCAAGGGUCCAGCGCUUGUGCCGUCCUGGAACGAUCUGCUUCAUGGCAGUACGACGCAGACACACACACAGGGGAAGAGCCGGAGCUUGUCCACACGGAGGACUAAGACAAGCUCAAAGCACCAGCCGUGCCCGACAGUCGAGCAGCUGGCAGAGGACAUCAAGGUGAGCGCUGUGCAGGAGGUGGAGAGACAGGUGCAGGAGUUUCUCAGUGGAGCGGAGCAGGAAGCGUUACACCUCUCAGCCGGGAGACUGGCGUGUGAACUUGUGGCGCGGUGUCAAGCAGAGCCAGGGUUCUACCCACAUGCUGCCCUGCUGCAGCUGGUCGACACACACUACCUGUGCCACAGCGUGUGUCCUGACCUGCUAAUGCUGGCUUUAGAGAAAAGCGACUUCCGCCUCUGCCAGUUCUGCCUGCAGCUCUUCCCUGAUAUUCCUGAAGCUGUUACCUGUGCCUGUCUCAAAACUAUCCUUAGUGUUCCAGACACAGAAUUGGAGCGCAUGGAUCUGGAGGCAGACAGUCUGCUCUUCAUGAAGGCUCUUACUCAGAGCCCUGAUUCAGACAGAGACCAACAAAACGGUUUUUGUCCUCCCCCAGCGGAUGAGGAAAGCUGUGAUGUUCCUUCAGAAACCCCGGCUCUCGGCCCCAAACCCCCCAGAGACCCGUUAGCUCUGGAUAUGAGCUGUCCUGUGGGACUACACAAAGGAGCACUACUCAACGAGAUUCUGCAGACGGCAUACAGCGACAAUCUUCUCCUUCCCCAUCUAAAAGACCUCAGCGUCUCACACGUUAUACUCCUCCUGCAGUACCUGAGGUUCCUGUACCUGAAAUAUUCUCAAGAUGCCCACGCUCAGAUCCGCACCUUACGAAUGCCAGCCAUAAAUCAGAUUUUGGAUUGGGUUUGCUUGUUGCUCGAUGCGCACUUCACAGUCCUGGUUUUGGCUCCUGAAGCUAAGAGCUUGCUCUCCGGCCUUCACAAGUUUGUGAGAUCACAAGUGAAGUUGUACUCUGAACUGGGGAAGAUUGAAGGAAGCCUGGAAGCACUCAAACAAUCCAAGCAGUCCCAGGAGAUGGGCCAGUAUUCCAUAGAGGUGCUCGAGCUCUUUUAGUCGACCUGUACAGAUGCUUUUUAAUAAAACCCUGAUAAUGACCUCCAA